Messenger RNA from Gavialis gangeticus (Gharial), 2737 nucleotides. It is a transcript of the gene CUNH17orf47, whose product is annotated as chromosome unknown C17orf47 homolog. Bases 38 to 2737 code for a protein of 899 amino acids. NCBI's taxonomy places the organism in Eukaryota, Metazoa, Chordata, Crocodylia, Gavialidae. The transcript has 2 exons. The record is from RefSeq and is a predicted model, not a curated record.
GGUCUCCCAAAGUCCUUUGCCCUGGCAUGGGAGCGAGAUGCCACAAAGCACCUCACCUCAGCAAGGAACUGCGUUCUCCAGGGGCACCUCACCUCAACGAGGGGCAGAGCUCGGCCAAAGCACCUCACCCCAAAGAGUAGUAGAAUUAAAAACUGGAAAAUGUAUGGUUCAGCCAGGAAAGCUAUCAGUAACAGCUAGCCAUUUACUGGUAGCUGUGCAGCAGGGGCUUAAUGCACAGAGGGUAGUGCCACACCAGACACCUAGCCCUCUGCCAGAAACUAAACUGAACCAAGGAACCCACACCCAAUAUGGCACGUACACUCAUAGAGCUUCUGUCCAGCAAAACAGUAAAUCUUUGCAGACAGAAUUAACCCCUUGCUCACCAAUGCUAGGGACCAAAUCAGUCCACAAGGGUCCCCCUCAGCCUGAUGCUAAUUUGGCUACCGAUGACUCACUUCAGCCAAAGAUCAAACGAGCUCGCAGAACCAUACUCCACCCAAAGGAUGAAUCUACCCAAACUGAACCCAUCUACCCAGUCUCCUUUCCCAUCAGGACUGAAACAACCCGCAGAGCCUCCAUCCCCACGCAGGCUGAAUUGAUGUCCAGAGCCCUACUACUUCCCAAACAGAUUGAAUUGACCCAGAGGGGAUUGCUUAAGCCAGAGGCUGAAACAAUCCACAGGGGCUCCUUCUCCAAACUAACUGAGUCAAUCCACACUGGUUCACUACCUCUAGAGAGAGCACCAACCUGCAGGCCUUCCCACCACCCAGGAAGCGAGUCAAGCCACAGGUAUGCAGUCCACCAAGCCACAGGCUUGACACAAAGGAGAUCACCUCCUCUAGAAAGUGAAUCAAUCUACAGGGUUUCUUUGCCCACGCAGACUGAAUCAACCCACGGGGGCUCCCUCUAUCCAGAGUCCAGGUCAAAUUAUACAACCUCACAACAGCCAGAGAUCAAAUUAGUUCACAGGGCCUUAAACCAUCCAGAAAGUGAAUCAUACUACAGGUGUGCACUACACCAAGCAACAGAACUAGCUGACAGGGGUUCCCUCCCUUCAGAGAUUAAUUCAACCCACUGGGUCUCCACCCCAGCACAGACCGAAUCAACCCAGAGGGCCCCCAGCCCUACACAGACUGAAGCAACCCACAGAGGUUCACUCUCCCCAGAGCAUGCAUCAAAAUAUUGGGGAUCACUCCCUCAGGAAAUCAGAUCAGCUCACAGGCCCUCAUACCAUCCAGAGAGAGAAUCCAGCUACAGGUGCAUACUCCACAAAGCAACAGAGCCAACCCACAGGAGCUCCCUCUCCGCAGAGACAGAAUCAAGCAUGAGGAGCUCCCUUUGUCCGGAGACUGCAUACGCUGGUAGUACUCUACCUGCCUCCAAGGAUGAGUCAUCCCAAACUGAACCCUCCUCUGGGCCCUUACUCCACUCAGGGACAGGCUUCAUCCAGAGAGUCUUGCUCCAGCCUAAAAGUGAAUCCACCUGCAGAUGCUCAGUUCUGUCACAGACUGAAUUUGUGCCCAAGGACUUAUCUCCUAGGGCCUUACCCAAGUUUGGACCUGAUUCAGCCUGGUGGUCCUUACUACAGCCAGACACCAGAGGGCCUAAGAGCCAGGUUCCUCCAUGUCAGGUGUUUUCAGAUGCAGGCGGCCAGUCAUCUGCAACUGGAGCUUUGCGCAUGGAGAGAGAUGUGGUUGCAGAUUCUGUGUGUAGUGACACAGGUAGUUCAAGCAAAGACUUGGCUUUGCCAGUAUUGGAUGACAAACUACCCGUUGCUGCCCCACUACAUAAGGAUAAGCCAGAGUGUGCUGGACCCAGUUAUGAAGCAGCUGACAUGAUCAAGCUAGCCAGGGAGAGAACAGUUACUGGACAUAGCAGUUUUUUUGUGGGUAUGUUUAAACCACCUUGGCUAGAUGAAUUUACUGGGGACUUUUUACAUGCACAUGAUAGGCGACUGAAGGCGGACACCAAGAUCCGGCGGCUGCUCAAGAAGUGGCUGCACCUGCUGCUGCGGGCCAGCAACGAGGUCCUGCACAUCUGCUACCGGCAGGGAGGCACCAACGUGCCCCGCAUGGGAGACCUCUGCGACAUCGCAGUGGUCACCCACGCCUUCCGCCUCCUCACCUGCCCGGACGCCACGGUAAGUAUCAUCGCCGCCAGCGCCCUGGAGGAGACCGCCCGCAAGAGGAUCGGGCGACAGCCCACCGGACAAGACUUGGCCACCUUCCUGAGCGGCUCGCUGGAGGGCGAGUUCAGCCGAGACGGCGGGGACUUUGCCUCGCUGUGGAGCCGAGCCCGCAACGCCACGCGCCGCCUGGGGAACCGCAUCGGCUGCGCCUGGACCUGGUCCGAGGAGCGCCGGGAGCUGGGAGUCACCCUGCGCCCGGCCCCGCACGCCGACCUCAUCGCCGUGACGCCCCGCACGAGGACCUUCCUGGAGAGGUUCCUGAAGGACGCCGUCCGCAACAAGUACGCCGGCGACCUGAGGGCCAAACCCGACCAGGGCAAGGUCUUCGACGUCACCUCCAAGUGGGACGCUAGCAACCACUUCAUGCCCGGCGGGAGCUUCACGCGCUUCGCGGACUGGCGCUUCCUCCACCGCGCCCGCCUCAACUGCCUGCCUCUGAACGGGGCUGUGCACUUCGGCCACCGGGACAAGAGGUGCCGACGGUGCGGCUACGUGACAGAGACCCUCCCCCACGUGCUGUGCAGCUGCAAGCCGCAUGCCAGGGCCUAG